AUAAUAAUAUUUCAGAUAUUAUUCUAUAAUUUCAAGAUGGCAAAGGGAAAUUGUUUGAUUUGUCACGUGACCUCUCCUGUCUGCGGAAACUGUAAACUAGUUUCGUACUGCACACACCACAAAUCUGCUCAUAUAAGGGAGGAUUACUGCUUUCCAUUCACCAUCCAACAGAACUCUGAUGUGGGAAGACAUUACGUUGCUGUCUGUGAUAUUCAACCAAUGGAGCUUAUAGUUACGGAACAGGCGGUUAGUACGGGACCGUACACCAAAUCCAUCCCGCAGUGCCUGGGAUGUUGUAGAACCAGUUGUCUGAGCUACCUGUGUCCAGGCUGCAGGUUUCCACUCUGCCAGGUAGAGUGUGCUGAGGGUCAGCACAUGGUGGAGUGUAAAUUGUUUAGCAAGGCUGGAUUCAAAGCUAAGAUUGAAAAUUUGACGCGUGAAAGUCCAUGCUAUGCUGCAAUUGCUGUGAUAAGAUUAUUUUAUCUGAGGGAUUCGAAUCCGUCAGCAUUUGAUCAGCUGAUGAAAUUUGAACAUCACAAGGAACGAAGACGACUUGAAGAUCUACAGCUGACUCAGUACCAUACCAAAUAUGUUGUGGACUUCCUUAUAAAAGUUUGUAAGUUGAAAGUAAGUGCAUCAGAAAUUUUUCAAGUGUUAGGAGCCAUGUUUACUAAUUCCUUAGAUAUAGAGCUUCCAAAAGGAUAUGGGCGAGAGAACGGGUUCUAUCCAACCUAUGCUUAUAUAAACCACAGCUGCAGAAGUAACACAGUGACAGUGAGAUUUCCUGACAAACACAUUGAG
This is a messenger RNA of Eurytemora carolleeae, 801 nucleotides long. RefSeq names its product protein msta. The record is from RefSeq and is a predicted model, not a curated record. Gene Ontology annotation, molecular function: protein binding. Lineage: Eukaryota; Metazoa; Arthropoda; Copepoda; Calanoida; Temoridae.